UCCAAAUUCUCAAUCUGAAAAAAAUGUGGUUUUUCUUCUUCUUCAUCACAAUUGUCGUCUCACUUCUAAGAGAAACCACAGGACAGUCGGUAAAGCAAACAACUGGCAUUGUGACAGUUACUGAAGGACAACCCGUUUAUCUCAAUUGUUCUUACGAAGCAGAGUUUAGUGCCACACAUUACCCAUUCUGGUACAUUCAGUCUCCUGGUCAGCCUCCAAAACACCUGUUGAAUUCAUAUUUGAAAACAGCUGAAGGCUUCCAAGCUACUCACAAUGCCGAUGAAAACAGAAAAAAUGGGACUUUCAACAUGCAGAACCCAUCCAUCCAAUUGAAAGACUCUGCUGUCUACUUUUGUGCCUUCGGAGACACAGUGAGACAAAGUAGAGGAGAAGCAAACCAAAAAGGUCCAAAGGGGGAGAAAGGCAGCAAAGGAGGAAACACAGGACAGUCAGUGAAGCAAACGACUGCCAUUGUGACUGUUACUGAAGGACAACCCGUUUAUCUUCAUUGUUCUUAUGAAGCAAGGUUUAGUGGCUCAUACGUCCUAUUCUGGUACAUUCAGUCUCCUGGUCAGCCUCCAAAAUACCUUUUGGAUUCGUAUUUGAAAACAGCUGAAGGAUUCCAAGCUACUCACAGUGCCGAUGAAAACAGAAAAAGGGGACUUUCAACAUGCAGAAACCAUCCAUCCAAUUGAAAGACUCUGCUGUCUACUUUUGUGCCUUCAGAGACACAUUGAGACAAGGUAGAGGAGAAGACAAUAAAAAAGGCCCAGUGGGGGA
Molecule: messenger RNA, 780 nt
Organism: Pantherophis guttatus
Lineage: Eukaryota; Metazoa; Chordata; Lepidosauria; Squamata; Colubridae
Source: RefSeq, a predicted model, not a curated record